AGAUAACCUCGGCGGAAGAUUCGGAUUAAUCUCGAAGCCGCGUCACGUGAUCCGGCCGACAGACGAUGAUGAUGUGGAUCUUAUUCAUUUGAUCAUGUUAUUUUAUUAACGAAUCUUGGAAGGUAACGACACGCGUGUUAAAAAAAACAGUACAACAAUGCAUUGGUGGCUGUCAUUUUUCUUCAUUUACUAUACCUGUAUACUAGAAGUUUUAAAAGUUUAUGGGAUUUCGCCUCCACUUCCGUCAUUUCCUUCUCCAAAAAUAAAAACAUCAUCUAAUUUAAAUCCUUGUAAAGUUUGCCAAAACUUUGUGGAAUCAUUUAAUAAGGGUAUGAAAAACACUGCUCGCGGAAAACAUGAAGGUGGUGAUGCAGAAUGGGAAGAGAGUCGCUUGGGAAGCUAUGCUGACAGUGAAGUACGUUUAGUUGAAAUUCAAGAAAAUUUAUGUUCUGAUGUAAAGAUUGGUGAAGAUGAUUGUCAUAAUAUGGCAGAACAGCAUGAAUCAGUCUUGGAAGAUUGGUGGUUUCAUCACAAACAAAGCAUUGCUUUAUUUCAAUAUUUUUGUAUCGAUAACGUGAAAGUUUGCUGUCCCUACAAUCAUUAUGGCCCUACAUGCGAACCUUGUAAUGGUGGAAUUGAAAAUCCUUGUAAUGGUCGUGGCGAAUGUGACGGUAACGGAACAAGAUUCGGUAAUGGAAAGUGCAAGUGUCAUGAGGGUUACCAAGGAGAUCUUUGCGAUCAGUGUACAACCGGUUAUUAUCGAGAUGCCGAUAAACUUGAAUGUAUUGAGUGUCACGUUUCUUGUAAACAGCAUUGUCGAGGACCUGGUCCUUUAGGCUGUGAAAUGUGCAAAGAAGGAUAUCAUCAUGAAACUAAUUCUGGAUGUACUGAUGACAACGAAUGUGUUUCCGCUCCUUGUAAUUCUGGCGAAUUCUGCGUUAACACAGACGGUUCCUAUAAUUGUAAAUUAUGUGAUAUGGCUUGUGAUACGUGCACAGGAGAAGGACCAGACAAAUGCGAGAAAUGUUCACAGGAUUAUGAAAUGACGGACGGAACUUGCGUCGAAAAAGCUAAAGAUGAUGCUGCGAUUACAGACAGUUUGGAAGAAGAAACCACAGAAGAGAGUGAUGGCCACAAUGAAUUAUGACCAUACUUAACUUAGGAUAAUUUCUUUUGUCGGGCAUUCUUACAUUUAUAUGAAACAUCUUGAUUUUCCAAAGAUGCAUUUAUUUUCCAAGCCUCUUUAAUUUGUUAUCGUGCAAGAUGGACUAUUUAUUUUUAUAAAAUCUAUUCUGUUUUGUAUUUUUCUGCGAGUAACUACAUUUAACAUUCUGUAACUUAUCUUUCUGACAAACAGGAACAAACUGUUAACGAUUACAAGGUUUGUUUUUGUUUUGUUUUUAAUUAAUUAUUGAUAAAUUUCUACCAUAUUUAAAUGUUUAUAUUAGACGUUUCACAUUUUAAAUAUGACAAAUU
This is a messenger RNA of Centruroides sculpturatus (bark scorpion), 1476 nucleotides long. Its product is annotated as cysteine-rich with EGF-like domain protein 1. Gene Ontology annotation, molecular function: calcium ion binding. The record is from RefSeq and is a predicted model, not a curated record. NCBI's taxonomy places the organism in Eukaryota, Metazoa, Arthropoda, Arachnida, Scorpiones, Buthidae. Bases 158 to 1147 code for a protein of 329 amino acids. The transcript is spliced from 10 exons.